Messenger RNA from Gadus chalcogrammus (walleye pollock), 956 nucleotides. Its product is annotated as dysbindin-like. Gene Ontology annotation, biological process: anterograde synaptic vesicle transport; negative regulation of protein kinase activity; neuron projection development. The transcript has 5 exons. Gene Ontology annotation, cellular component: BLOC-1 complex; plasma membrane; neuron projection. The record is from RefSeq and is a predicted model, not a curated record. Lineage: Eukaryota; Metazoa; Chordata; Actinopteri; Gadiformes; Gadidae. Bases 369 to 956 code for a protein of 195 amino acids.
CCCGCUUCCCUCGCGCUCUCAUCCUGCACCCCGUCUCUCUCUCUCGCGCGGCAACAACAAGCGGGAAAACCACUUCAUUCCUCGCAGCAUCAAAGGCUAACCCCGCAUCGCUAAAGCUAGCGCUCCUACGUGUUUGAAUCGGCGACGGCGUGCGUGCGUGGCUCCCCCCCCCCCCCGUGUUGCGGUUGUUGUCGUCGUUGGGUGCCUGCAUGAGUGAAAGAGGUGUGAGCAUGUGUGCCGACUUGAAAGGAAGAGUGAGGAUGCGUGGUGGGCAGAUGUAGUGAGUGUGUUGUCGUGAGAGUCGUGUUGUACUUGUAGCGUUUCUCUUUGGACAACGGCCGGACCGGCUCGAUUAGCCUGCUGCUGGGAUGUCUUCUUCUGGGGGUUCAACGGACGGGAGCCAGAGAAACUCUCUGGAGCUGGACGGGGGGGCGCAGGGCCAGCGGGGGCCCCCUGCGGAGCCGCCCGGCGUGGGGGGCCAGGUGAAGCUGAAGAGGUACAACCUGGAGGACAACUUCCACCACGACAUGGAGCAGUACCUCUCCACGGGGUACCUGCAGAUCGCCGAGAGGAGAGCGCCGAUAGGCAGCAUGUCGUCCAUGGAGGUGAACGUGGACAUGCUGGAGCAGAUGGACCUCAUGGACAUGUCUGACCAUGAGGCCAUGGACGUGUUCCUGCACACCGGCGGGGACGACAACAGCGCCGCCUCCCCUGUCACAGGCCCAGACAUGGAGCCCUACACCACAGAGAUCAGCCUGAAGGUGCCAACCCAGGCGGAGCUACGUCACAAGCUCUCCUCCCUCUCCCCCACCUGCACCGACAGCCAGGACACCGAUGGAGGAGAGGAGGAGGACGACGGAGAGGUGGAGGAGCAGGGGGAAGGUGGAGGACACAGCGGGAGGAGCAGUGGCAGUAGUAGUAGUAAUCAGAACAGUGGGGAGGACCUCUGCCGAUAA